CUGUAAGCAGCAGGAGAGGCAGAUGGGAGCUCUAAGAGAAGAACUGAGGAAGACUUCCUUGGGCCUGGAAGCCUUUAUUAUCACCACUCAGCAUUACUGCCUCAAGAAUAAAACAACAAAGGAAAAUCAACAGAAAUUGUCGCUGGAAAUACAAAAUAUCACAGAGGAAAUGGCGUUCAAUGCAGCGCAAUGGGAGAGGCUCCAUCGGGAGAAGACGGCGCUGGAGGAGGCGUUCGAGCGAGAGCUGCAGGAGCUGCAGCAGCAGCAGGAGGCGGAGCUGGCUGCUGUGGAGGAUGUGCUCAGGAAGUGUCACUCGGCGGAGGCAGAACACCUGAAGGAGGAGCAUCGGUCAGAGAUGGAGGAGCUGAGGACUCAGCAGCAGGAACAGAUGGAGGAGAUGACGGUCUACCACCGGGCAGCCAUUCAGGAGCUUCGAGACAUGCAUAACAUUACCAUGGCAACACUGCACGAGGAGCACGCCCGUACAAUGAGAGACUUAAGGAAAGCUCACGAGCAACAGAAGAUGCUCCUGGAGGAAGAUUUUGAUAAACUCAGGCUUUCUCUGCAGGAUCAAGUGGAUACCCUCACAUUUCAAAACCAGAGUCUGAGGGACAAAGCCAAACGAUUUGAGGAAGCUUUGAGGAGGAGCACAGACGAACAGAUCGUUGACGCUUUGGCUCCGUACCAGCACAUUGAACAAGAUCUGAAGAGCUUGAAGGAAGUUGUGGAAAUGAAGAACCAGCAGAUUCACCAGCAAGAGAAGAAGAUCUCGGAUCUGGAGAAAGUGGCCCAUAAGAACGUGUUCCUCGAGGAGAAGGUCCAGGUUCUGCAGCAGCAGAAUGAAGAUCUGAGGGCUCGUAUUGACAAUAACCUCGUCCUGUCCAGGCAACUGUCUGAGGAGAACGCCAACCUCCACGAUUCAGUCGAGAAGGAGAGCACCGAGAAGAAGCGCCUGAGUCGGAACAACGACGAGCUCCUGUGGCGCCUCCAGACCAGCCCCCUCAUAUCGCCCGCCUCCUCCCCGCUGCACCGCUCCUUCUCCACCUCCCCCGCCCCCUCCUCUCCAUUCUUCUCCUCCUCGCCUGUCGCGGGGUGGGAGUCCUCCCCCACCCACUACCACGGCAGUCCCCAGCAGGCUCAAUACGGCUCCCCGGCCCACGGAGCCACCGCCACCAAUCAGAACCUCUCCCCCGGACCGACCACGCCCACACACAGAGAAACGAGCAAUCAGAAUUACUCCCCCGGCCCGGCCACGCCCACACACAGAGCGACAGCCAAUCGCUGCAGCUCGGCCAAUUGUCUCAGCUCAUUGCAGAGAUAAGCUUCACGUCGCUUGCUCUCUCUCUCUUUAAUUUUAUUAUCUGGCACAUACUUGUUGCUUUAUUUCCAUAAUUCUCCAUUUUUUUGAACGUGAAUGCCCUGGAAAUAUAUGUUGGAGAAAAACAGCUAAAUAGUGUUAUGGGAAAUGGAUGCAGAUGAAUGCAGUUGAGUUCCCUGUUCCCCAAAACCCAACUUGUACAACGCAGACUGUACAUACUGUAUGAUAGUGACACAGAUAGUGUGGACGUGUAGUGAAAGCUCCUGCAUGAGGAGUCAUGAGCCCCGCACAGACAGUUCAGGAGAGAUGGAAAGUAGCACACAACACAACGUUCAUGUCCUCGAUAGAAUAAGCUAUAUACUCUCUCACUUUCUCUUAAUCAAUUAUUAUUUAUUUAUUUCUAUCUAAGAAAAAAAAAGCCCAACAAAGCGCCUUAUACUAGUCCUGCUGUCUCACCAGCAGAGAACAAACAACAGUAUAUUUUGUGAAGGACUUUUUUCAGUCACUCCGAGGUGCAUUCGACAUUUUGAAAAUCAGUUCGACGACGAUAGUUUGAGCCCAGAGCCGUUUGACUUCAUGUUCAAACCUUUUGCCAGCAUCUCAACACACGAUGAGCUAUACUCUUCACUUUUGGAAUCCCUCAGGUCAACUAUGUCUGCCAUUUUGAAUUUACCUCAGCGGGAAUGUGCAGUGUGUUGUUUUCUGUGGCUCAACACACCGCUAGCAGGGAGCUCCAAGCUAACGGGGAGCUCCAAGCAACAGGGAGCUCCUAGCUAACGGAGAGCUCCAAGCAACAGGGAGCUCCUAGCUAACGGGGAGCUCCAAGCUAACAGGGAAACCGUACACAGGAAUUGCUCUUUUUAGAAAAGCUCUUCUUAUUGUGAAAUAUUUUUAUUUAUUAAUGUGAUGUUUCUAUUUAUUUUUAAUUUGUAUUUUUGCUAUUUAAGCAAGUAUAAAUACUGUAAAAGUCUUCCAGUCUUAAAGUAAAACAUGUUAUUAUUGCUGUGGUCUGUCUAUUGAUCAAGUUUGAGUGUGUGGAGGAAACGAAUCGUGGAAUAUGUGACGUACAACGCGAGAGAGGAGGUAGACUAACUUGUUGUAAUCACACUUACAUACUGUAGAUAUUGCUUGGGCGACUGUGCUAGGAACUGGUAUAUAAGCUACGUAAGUUAAACAAAAUACAGGUUAACUCUCGGUUUGCCUCUUUCUGAACCUUUGUAAACCUCUUUAUAACCUCUUCUGAUGCCUCCGGUUUCUUUAUCUGAUCUACACUUUUAUCCUUCGAAUAAUGUUUAAAACGUCUGCGAGCUCAACUCAAUUCUCAGUGUGCACAAAUAUAUAUAUCGUUCAGGGAAUUCUUUUCUAAAUUUAGACUAGAAAUACUUAUUUUCCUUUUGUAUAGCUUCUCUACAGAAAGGUUACACACUCAAGAUAUGUCCCGAGAUAAUUGUCUUCUUAUAUGUAGAUAUAGAGAAACCAACCUUGGGUAUAUAUAAAUGCAAAAUAUUUUAUAGCAUUAUGGUUUGCUUCCUUAAUCUUCAGACAUGUCUCUGUUAAGUUACAGAGUCAGUAAAUAUAAUGUUUCACCAGCAUGUAAAGAAUUACGUUUUUUGGGUUGCUGGUUUUUCCAGGACAGUAAUACACUUUUAAGUCGAUCUUAAAUUGCCAUACCAGCACUUUUGAUGCACCGUGAUAAAGUAAAAAUCUUGUCAUGGAUCCUCAAGAUUUUUUUUUGUAGGACAUGUACACAGGGUUAUUAUGCUCUUAAACGAAAGAAUGUUAAAUACAGCAUAGGAUUUGAGAAAUGUAUCUUGAUUCUCGGUUAUUUUAUACCUACGCUAAUGAUUUUUUGAGAAUGUCUUUGCAUAACGAUCAAUUGUGAGAAUAUAAUAGUCAGAGAGUCACUGUGUUUUUGGAUGUUUUUCUUUUUUGAAGGGUUGCAGUUCACCUGCUGUGCGUCCUAAAAGUCACUUCAGGUGCAAAGAAAAGCGAGUCGACAAGGAUGCAACAAAAAGUAUUGUUUAUAAAUGACACAGAAUUCAUCUUAAGAUUAAUAUUUCCCUUUUGAAUGGACUAUGGUUUCUGAAACAAUGAACUGGCAAUGGCCCUUCAAUGUGUCCUGUGGACAUUUGUGUCUCACUAUGCGCUGAAUGUCAAAAAGUUAUUAAUGACUGCAUUUUAUCACAGUCGUUCAUGUGAUUUUGUCAGAUAUAUAAGGACCUCUUGUCUGACCGCCAUGUAGCAGCCAUUUAAUAUGUAGCACUUGGUUGAGCCUCCCCAUACGAAACAUGGGUAAUGUAUCUCAUCCAUUUCGGGGUUGAAACACCAACAUUCACAUUUAAAUGCUGUUGUGGGGGAUUUUUCCAGCAUCAGAAUUUGAAUUUGUGCAGGGAAGCGAUACGAUUACCCCCCUUGUGGAUUUGGUUAUUGAUAAAUAAGUUUCUUCUGGCACUGAUUGUAGGUUUGAAUGUAAAUACAUGUACAACAUGGGUUGUGUCUUAGUGCAUCAACAAAGUAAUAGAAGCAUGUUUUUUCCUGUCUUUUGCUGUUUCUCGCUCUCCCUUCCUCUUCUUUUUACCUCUGCAUUUGCGAUGGUCGACUUGUAACCGUAUAGCGUGUCGGAGGCCUCGACUCUAGAGGACGAGGAACGAGAUAGUUCAGCACGUAACGUAUUACAAAGUAUGUUGAUGAUUUCAUUUGUACCUUUUUGGGGGGGAGAACACAGUAUUAAAAAAAUAUAGAAGGAAAAGUCGUGAGAUGUCCGU
Messenger RNA from Pseudoliparis swirei, 4083 nucleotides. RefSeq names its product microtubule associated tumor suppressor candidate 2a (gene mtus2a). NCBI's taxonomy places the organism in Eukaryota, Metazoa, Chordata, Actinopteri, Perciformes, Liparidae. The record is from RefSeq and is a predicted model, not a curated record. Gene Ontology annotation, molecular function: microtubule binding. The transcript has 9 exons. Bases 23 to 1321 code for a protein of 432 amino acids. Gene Ontology annotation, cellular component: cytoplasm; nucleus.